AUGUCAUCUACCUCACUUGGAAAAUCAUCACUCACCGACUCUCAGGCAUCUUUCAAACUGCAGGGAUUCGAAACAGAACGAGUUGAACUUGAUCAACUCAUUGUCAAAUACAAGGACCAAAUUGACCAAUACGCACAGAAUGGAAUCACCGUCGAGAAGACUCUCUCAUGUCCAUUGGGUGCUUCAUAUUUCUAUAAAUUCUUGUCUGAAGAAUUCAACAAGGAGAAUAUUAUCGCCUACUAUGAUUUAAAGUCGCUCAAUGAUUUUCUAUUAUAUUCGAAAAAGAAGAUGGAUUGGGUCAUUGACACCUCCGAAGUAUACAAAGAAGAAUUAUUGAAUGAUUUUGAUACUGAUACUCGUUCCUCAAUCACUUCCAUGUCUUGGGUAAGCAACACCUCAUCAGCAACAUCAUGUUAUCGAUGUGUGGCAAGUACCAAUGAAAUGAAGGAAUGUGCAAAAAUGAUUGACAAGUUCACAAACACCUAUUUGAACGCCUCUUCGAUACAUGAAAUCAAUAUUAGCUCACCAAUGAAAUCCAAAACGUUAAAAGCUACAGAAUUUGUGAAGGAUUUGAAAAAGUUUUUAGAAAUUGCUGCUAAGGAUGAAACUUGCUCAGUGAGUGUGGAAGAGCAAACAAAAGUCAUGCAUCAACAUAUCGAUGAGUUGCUCAUUGUACUCGAUGAGUUGAAAACUGAACUCUUGCAGAACAUGAUGGAUCCUUUCCAAAGAUUUUUGACUAGUGACGGUCUCUACGAAUGUUUGGCUUUAUUCUUGUCAAGUCAAGGAGAUGAUGGCUUCCAUCGCCAACGAAUUUUGAAUGCGAAUAAGGCUGAAGGUACUAUUGUUUUGAAUCAACCUGAUAUGAGCUCGUCUCAGCAACACUUGUCCAUCAUUAACGAUACCAUGAAGAAUUUGAGUGUUGGUCAUCCAAUUACUCGAUUGCAACAACUACUCGAAGAUUUGUUAGAUAUUCUCAAUCAAUCUACAGAUUUGUACGCUAUCAGUCAAAGCGAAACUGCUGGAUCAAUGAAAGAUGACUCCAAGAAUCAAGUACAAAUCGAUUUGAAAUAUGACGAUUUAACCCUUCCUGGAAAACACGCAUGGGAAAAGUUUGUUCACUCAUCCUAUGACUUGGCUCAUGUUGAUUUGACAUUAUUGAAGACUGAUGAAGAGAAACUUACAUUUUUCAUUAACGCUUACAAUUUGAUCUUACUUCAUGCAUUGCUUGUCUCUGGAAGUUUACCUCAAGUUGAAGUGACCAAUAUCAUCUUUUACAGAAAAGUGAAAUAUAAUAUUGGAGGACAUUUAUUCUCUCUUUCUGACAUUUUCAAUGGUAUUUUGCAAUGCAAUCAAAUGAAAUGUCUUAUUUAUGGUAAAGCAUUCAAGAAGAAUGAUGAGAGACGAAAGUUCAUUCCAGAUCGAACAUUCCCUGAGGUUUACUUUGGACUCAUUAACAUGACCAAAUAUUCACCAAAAUUACAAGUUUAUCAACCAACCACUUUACUCGACAGUUUGAAACAAAACACUGAAGAUUACUUUACAAGAUAUGUUCAAGUACUUGCCUCUAGUCAAGAUCCAUCCGACCUUGUGGAAAUUGCCAUUCCAACCAAUCUCAAAGAACACAAAGUUGAGCUGAAAAACUUUUGGAAAGGCGACACCAAGACAGUGCUGAAAGCAGUGAGUAAUUUGAGCACUGCUUCGUCGAGCAUGUCGUCAUUGAAUCCAGAUAUGACCGAAUCGAGUAGUGUUUCUUCUGGAUCCGAGUCAACUGUUGAAACUGAGAAGAGAAAGGAAGUUUUGAAUUAUCUCAUUGAGAAUUAUCAUCCCGAGUUGUUCAAUACACUCACAGGUGAGACUAAGAAGAUUACUAAAAAGACCAAACUCUCGUACAAACCCUACCAAGUGAAUCCUCCUAAUUGGUUCACUGUAUUCCGAUCUGAAUUCCAACAACAAAUUCAAGACAAGUUCAAAGUCGACGUACCAGCCUCAGGUGAAGUCUUACUUGCCAAGCAGGCAAAAGAAAAGCAUUGUCUCAUUGAGUCAUUCUUUUCUAAAUUUUCUAGAACACAAAAGUUGGUGGAGAAUGCCAAUUCUACAGCAGGUAACACGAGUGGGGAACCAAAGGAAUCAUUCUGUAAGAGAAAACGAGCUGCUGCCAUGUGGCAAAACAAAUCAUUCAAGAAGAAGGAUGUUUCCAUUAUUGAUUUCAUUUUAGGAAGAAAGAAGGAACCAACAGCAAAGAAACAAAAGAAACAAUCAUGUCUCAUUGCUUAA
This is a messenger RNA of Naegleria lovaniensis, 2274 nucleotides long. RefSeq lists its product as uncharacterized. The record is from RefSeq and is a predicted model, not a curated record. The transcript has 3 exons. The coding region runs from base 1 to 2274 and encodes 757 amino acids. NCBI's taxonomy places the organism in Eukaryota, Heterolobosea, Eutetramitea, Acrasida, Naegleriidae.